UGGAAAGAACACCGGAAAUACAGGCGAGACGACCCGCUCGAUUGGAUUCGCUCCGACUCAGUGUCUCUCCCGAGUCAACUCGUUCCUCCUCUCUCUUCUCUCCUUCAUACAUAAGCCGUACACUCGUAAUUACAUCAUCCCCAUUUCUCGCUUAGACUCAUUUCCUUCAAUCGGGUCCCUAUUUCAGGUCUCGUCAAUUUCGCCAUUGGGUCCCCGAGAAAUUGUAACCCAAAAAUUUGUCGGUGGAUUGGCCCUCUCCCCUUCCGCGCUCGCUCUUUAUAAUCCCUUGAAGACUUUCUCCGAGAACCAUAGUGUUUCAGAUUCAAGAGAUAACGUCGAAGCUCCAAUCUGCUGAAUCUCCUCCUGCAAACAAUGGCUUCGAACAGUGGCGACGCUAAUGCCGAGAAGCCCUUCAGGAUCUUCGUGGGUUACGAUCCACGAGAAGAUAUUGCUUACGAAGUAUGCCGUCACUCGAUCAUGAAGAGAUCUUCAAUCCCUGUCGAGAUCACACCCGUUGUUCAAUCCGAUCUUCGAAAGAAGGGCCUGUAUUGGAGGGAAAGGGGCCAGCUCGAGAGCACGGAGUUCUCCUUCUCCCGGUUCUUGACCCCUCACUUGGCGAAUUACCAAGGCUGGGCCAUGUUCGUAGACUGUGAUUUCCUCUACUUAGCCGACAUUAAGGAGCUUAAAGAUUUGGCCGACGACAGGUACGCGAUCAUGUGCGUCCAACACGAUUACACCCCGAAAGAGACAACGAAAAUGGACGGAGCUGUCCAGACCGUCUAUCCGAGGAAGAACUGGUCAUCAAUGGUGCUUUACAACUGUGGACACCCCAAGAACAAGGCCCUGAGCCCCGAGACAGUGAACACCCAGUCCGGCGCCUUUCUCCACAGGUUUCAGUGGCUUGAGGACCAAGAAAUCGGGUCCAUCCCUUUCGUGUGGAACUUUCUCGAAGGCCAUAACAAGGUCGUGGAGAAUGACCCGAGCACGCAGCCUAAGGCCAUACACUAUACCCGUGGAGGACCGUGGUUUGAUGCGCUGAAGGAUUGCGAGUUCGCGGAUCUCUGGCUCAACGAGAUGGAAGAGUACGCCAAAGGGUCCAAGGAACAAGCCGGCAUUGUGGAUUAGGAUGAGGGUAACGAGAACUAUGAACCUUUGAAUUCUUAGGGUUUAUGUUCUUUAGAUCGGUAUGAGUAUGGUUUCCGUGUAGAUGCAGAGAUUAUUGAGUGAGGAAUUUGAUUUUUGUUUGUUUUGUCAUUUGGAUUUGUGGAAUCAUAUCUGCAUCCACAUUAAGUUAAGCAUGUGUAUGUAUAUGCGUCUCUCAUAUAAAUAUCAUGUAAUAACUUUUUUGUAUUA
Molecule: messenger RNA, 1353 nt
Organism: Tarenaya hassleriana
Lineage: Eukaryota; Viridiplantae; Streptophyta; Magnoliopsida; Brassicales; Cleomaceae
Product: protein CDI-like
Exons: 2
Coding region: 373-1125 (250 amino acids)
Source: RefSeq, a predicted model, not a curated record